Molecule: messenger RNA, 2434 nt
Organism: Onychostoma macrolepis
Lineage: Eukaryota; Metazoa; Chordata; Actinopteri; Cypriniformes; Cyprinidae
Gene: mmd2a
Product: monocyte to macrophage differentiation-associated 2a
Exons: 7
Coding region: 419-1150 (243 amino acids)
Cellular component (GO): membrane
Molecular function (GO): pore-forming activity
Source: RefSeq, a predicted model, not a curated record
UUGUAGGAAAAAUGGGCAGAGGGCUUCACAAAAUAGCGUGCAUGCAACAGAUCUCAGAGGUUAGUUUGUUUACGUCUUUCUAAACACGCAAUGGACAAACAUGAUGCAGUUCGUUCGCCUCAAGCCUUUCCCAAGUUCACUUGAAGGAAGCAAAGGGGCGGAGAGGGGAUUGAGCGCAGCUGCAUUCCUGACAGAGAGAGGGGUCGCGAGUCGCUUUAUGAUUAUUACAAAAAUCCGCUGUCACUCUCUCGCAGCUCUGCUCAUGUGCGCGUACUGAGUCUUCACGUGCUUGUUGAGGCAGUGCUGCUUCCUUCCAAGUUUUGAACACACUGAAACAUCCGGAGUUUGCUCGUCGCUUUUACUGGGAGUAGUCAAUCUGUCUACCCAGGAGCAAGUUCGGCAGCGAACAUGUACAAAUAUGUACAGUAUGGAUUUUAGGAGGACGAAACUCGGCAGGUUUAUGAACAACCGAGUCCCAUCUAGCAAGAGAUACCAACCAACUGAGUAUGAGCAUGCAGCCAACUGUGCCACUCAUGGAUUCUGGAUCAUUCCCAGUAUCCUGGGCAGCUCAGUGUUGUACUUCCUCUCUGAUGACCAGUGGGAGACCAUCUCUGCAUGGAUGUAUGGGACAGGUCUGUCUGGGCUGUUCAUCAUGUCCACCAUGUUCCAUACGGUGUCCUGGAAGAAAAGUCAUCUCAGGAAGGUGGAGCAGCGAUUCCACAUGUGCGACAGGAUGGUGAUAUAUUUCUUUAUAGCUGCAUCUUAUUCACCCUGGCUGAACCUGAGGGAACUAGGACCCUGGGCUGUGCACAUGCGCUGGUUGGUGUGGAUCAUGGCUUGCGCUGGCUCUGCCUAUGUCUUCUUCUUUCAUGAGAAGAACAAGAUACUAGACUUACUGUGCUACACUGCCAUGGGAACUGUUCCUGCAGUUGUUCUUCUGUCAAUGCCUAACAGAGAGGGCAUAUUAGAGCUGUCAGUGGGCGGAGUCUUCUACUGCCUGGGAAUUGUCUUCUUCAAGAGUGAUGGCCUCAUCCCAUUCGCUCAUGCCAUCUGGCACGUCUUUGUGGCAGUUGGGGCAGGCAUACACUAUUACGCCAUCUGGAGGUACUUGUAUGCAACGGGGACCGGCCAAAUCAAAAUAUCCAGGUGACAGAUGAAGAAGAUCUCAAGUGUGUUCACACAUACAGGGUUUGUUGAGCUAUAAAAGACAAUGUAUUUGAUCAUGAGCUGCCUUUGCAUCCCUCUAUAUUAAUCAUAGAUGGGCAUGUUUUAGUACUGUUGGUCUAAAAUGUAUUUUUAUAUAGAAGGAUUUCUGUCCUGAUAACUGGCCAGUCUAUUUUUGCAGAUGUAGUCUUAACCUGUUGACAAUGUACUGUUUCAACUGUCAGUGUUUACAGGCACAAUGUGUAUAAUACAAAAGUAAUGUAUAUGUACAAAAAUGUUAGAAAUGACUUUUUAAUUGUUGCACAAUGGAUCAUGAUGGAUCAUUUCUAUGGCAUUGUGAUACUGUUUAGGGAUGACAUGAUUUACACUACCGGUCAAACGUUUGGAAUAAUUACUUUAUGUUUUCAAAAGAAGUGUCUUAUGCAGUAAAACUGUAUAAUUAUGAAGUAUUAUUACAGAUUUAUUCCUGUGAUGGCACAUCUAAAUUUUCAGCAUCAUUACUCCAGUCUUCAGUGUCACAUGAUCCUUCAGAAAUCAUUCUGAUAUGAUGAUUUGCUGCUCAAUUAAAAUUGGUGCUCUAUUAAUAAUAUUGGUUAUUAUUAUUAUCAGUGUUUUAGUGCUUUUAUAUAUAUAUAUAUGUGUGUGUGUAUGUCUUACCUCAAACUUUCGACUGGUAGUAUCAGUUUUCACAAAAAUAUUAAACAGUAUAAUUGUCAAUAUUGAUCAUAAUAAUGUUUCUUGAGCACCAAUUCAAGUCAGAGCCAUUUUAUUUGUUAUUGGGAACGAGCCAUGCACAUGGAAACUAGCCUUUUUGUGCAUCUUUAUAGAAAAACCCAAUGAGACUUAUCUCAAGGUCUAAUGAAAAUAUAAACCUUGAUUAAAUGAAACUUAAACAUCUGUUUUGCCUAUUAACACAUUAAGCCAGGAAACUCAGAUAUGAAAGAGUAUGUUUUUAAGCACUGUGACUUUGAAUGUAUAACAGGUUUUUACUCAUUUUGUCAUAAUGUUGCAUUUAUAUGACAGUAAGAAUUUGUAUUGAGACAUUUGUAUUGUGUCACAUUUCAUUUCUAUGGUAAAUUCUUUUGUACCAUUAGUUUCAUAGACUUUUAAUCAGAAGGACAAAAACGCAAUCUAAACUGUAUUUUAACAGUUUUGACACUAAUCAUAAGUGGCAGUAAUAAAUGCAACCUGACAAUAAACACAUAGAAUGUUUAAUUUAUAGAAAUGUGUCUCUACUAAACAUUUCAAUAAAUCAAGGAGUAAAUCAUAA